AUGCCGGGACGCCGGCGGCCUCCCCUGUCUUCCCGUGUCCCUCCCUUCGGCACGCACGUCGCCAUCCUCUGCGUUACGCAUCAGCAGAUAAUCCGCGUGCAGUCGCCGGAAGGAGUGAAGCGCAUCACGGCCACGAAGCGAGAAACGGUGGCGACGUUCCUCAAGAAGGUUGCAAAAGAAUUUGGUUUCAGGAAUAAUGGGUUUUCUGUCUACACCAAUAGAAACAGGACAGGAGAGAUCACGGCGUCACAAAACAAAUCCCUCAACUUACUGAAAAUCAAGCAUGGCGAUAUGCUGUUUCUCUACCCCUCGAGCCCGGCUGGCUCCUCCUCAGAGACCAUGGACACCUCUGUUUCCCAAGGUUUGCGGCCUGUGGGGGCCCCCCAGGUGGUGGAAGAUGAGAUCGACCAGUAUCUGAUCAAACAGGAUGGGAAGAUUUACCGAAAUCGAGACCAGCAGCUGUGUCGCCACGGCCCCUUGGGUAAAUGUGUGCAUUGCGUACCGCUGGAGCCUUUUGAUGAGGAUUAUUUAAACCAUCUGGAACCUCCUGUGAAGCAUAUGUCCUUCCAUGCCUACAUCAGGAAGCUGACCGGAGGGGCAGACAAGGGGAAAUUUGUUGCCCUGGAAAACAUCAGCUGUAAGAUCAAAUCGGGCUGUGAAGGGCACCCUCCUUGGCCAGAAGGCAUUUGCACAAAGUGUCAGCCAAGUGCCAUCACUCUGAAUAGACAGAAAUACAGGCAUGUUGACAACAUCAUGUUUGAGAACCACACAAUUGCAGAUCGCUUCCUAGACUUCUGGCGGAAGACAGGAAACCAACAUCUUGGGUAUCUGUAUGGCCGGUACACAGAGCACAAAGACAUCCCUCUGGGGAUCCGGGCGGAGGUUGCUGCCAUCUAUGAACCCCCACAGAUUGGUACACAGAACAGCCUGGAGAUCCUGGAAGAUCCAAAAGCUGAGGUGGUGGAUGAGAUCGCUGCAAAGCUUGGACUGAGAAAGGUUGGCUGGAUAUUUACUGAUCUGGUCUCUGAAGACACACGGAAAGGGACUGUUCGAUACAGCAGAAACAAGGACACGUAUUAUCUAAGUGCAGAAGAGUGCAUCACAGCUGGAAACUUUCAGAACCAGCAGCCCAACAUCUGUCGCCUUUCUCCAGACGGUCAUUUUGGAUCCAAAUUUGUCACAGUUGUGGCUACAGGUGGUCCCGACAACCAGGUCCACUUUGAGGGCUACCAGGUCUCGAAUCAGUGCAUGGCGCUGGUUCGAGAUGAGUGUUUGCUGCCCUGCCGAGAUGCACCGGAGCUGGGCUAUGCCAAGGAGUCCAGCAGUGAGCAGUAUGUGCCUGAUGUGUUCUAUAAGGACAUAGACAAGUUUGGCAACGAGAUCACACAGCUGGCUCGCCCGCUCCCGGUUGAGUACCUAAUCAUAGAUAUUACUACGACUUUCCCCAAGGAUCCAGUCUACACUUUUUCUAUUUCUCAAAAUCCAUUUCCCAUCGAGAACCGCGACGUGCUGGGGGAAACUCAGGACUUCCACAGCUUGGCCACGUACCUGUCCCAAAAUACUUCCUCCGUUUUCCUAGACAUGAUUUCUGAUUUCCAUCUGCUCCUCUUCCUGGUCACAAACGAAGUCAUGCCUCUGCGGGACAGCAUCAGCUUGUUGCUGGAAGCCGUGAGGACCAAGAAUGAGGAGCUCGCACAGACCUGGAAAAAAUCAGAGCAGUGGGCCACCAUCGAGCAGCUCUGCAGCACAGUCGGUGUCCAGAUCUCAGGACUACAGGAGUACGGUGCCAUGGGCGGCUCGACGCACGCCGUGUCGGCAGCCAUGUGGGCCUGCCAGCACUGCACCUUCAUGAACCAGCCGGGCACGGACCACUGCGAGAUGUGCAGCCUGCCCCGGACCUAGCCACGCCGGCGCGGCGGCAGACUCCAAUACAGAGCAAACCCUCGA
This is a messenger RNA of Aptenodytes forsteri (emperor penguin), 1947 nucleotides long. It is a transcript of the gene NPLOC4, whose product is annotated as NPL4 homolog, ubiquitin recognition factor. Lineage: Eukaryota; Metazoa; Chordata; Aves; Sphenisciformes; Spheniscidae. Gene Ontology annotation, biological process: ubiquitin-dependent protein catabolic process. The record is from RefSeq and is a predicted model, not a curated record. Gene Ontology annotation, molecular function: ubiquitin protein ligase binding; ubiquitin binding. The transcript has 17 exons. Gene Ontology annotation, cellular component: nucleus. The coding region runs from base 1 to 1902 and encodes 633 amino acids.